UCGGUAUGACGUAUUUAUGAAAAAUGGCGGCUACCCGCAGCAGUGAGUUUGGUGACUUGGUUCAAAUUAAAAAGCAACUUAUUUCUAUUGUAGCGCAGUGCAAGGAAAGAGGACUCGUCCACAGCGUGAAAUGGGCAUCUGAACUGGCAUUUUCUUUGGAGACCCUUCCUCUGAAUGAGAUCCCUCCACCACCGGAGCUAACUGAGGAGGACGCCCAAGAUUUGGAUGCUCUUUGUCUGGCCAAAUCAUAUUUUGACCUGAAGGAAUAUGAUCGAGCUGCAUAUUUUCUCCGUGGCUGCCGCAGUCAGAAAGCAUAUUUCCUUUAUAUGUAUUCACGCUACCUAUCAGGGGAAAAGAAGAAAGAUGAUGAGACAGUUGAUAGCCUUGGUCCAUUGGAAAAGGGUCAGGUCCGAAACGAAGCCCUGCGAGAACUUCGGGUGGAAUUGAGCAAAAAACAUAGUGCCGGAGAGCUGGAUGGAUUUGCUCUCUAUCUUUAUGGGGUGGUUCUUCGGAAACUGGAUUUGCUGAAGGAGGCAGUAGAGAUCUUUGUCGCUGCGACACACGCUCUCCCUCUGCACUGGGGAUCAUGGCUGGAGCUCUGCAAUCUCAUCACCAACAUUGAAAUGCUGAAGUCCCUGUCUCUGCCUGACUGCUGGGUGAGGGAUUUCUUCAUGGCGCACAUGUACACUGAACUGCAGAUGAUCAAAGAGGCGCUGCAGAAAUAUCAGAGCCUUAUGGAAGCAGGGUUUGCCAAGAGCACCUACAUCAUCUCCCAGAUCGCCGUGGCUUACCAUAACAUACGAGAUAUUGAUCAAGCCUUAUAUCUGUUUAAUGAACUCCGGGAACAGGAUCCUUUUCGCAUCGAAAACAUGGACACGUUCUCCAACCUGCUUUAUGUCCGGAGCAUGAAGCCGGAGCUCAGUUAUCUGGCCCAUAAUCUGGUGGAGAUAGAUAAGUACAGAGUGGAGACAUGCUGCGUCAUAGGUAACUAUUACAGUCUGCGGUCUCAGCAUGAGAAAGCCGCCCUGUAUUUUCAGCGUGCUUUGAAGCUGAAUCCACGCUGUUUGGGGGCCUGGACCCUCAUGGGUCAUGAGUACAUGGAGAUGAAAAACACAUCAGCUGCCAUUCAGGCCUACAGACAUGCAAUUGAAGUGAACAAAAGGGACUACCGGGCCUGGUACGGACUCGGACAGACCUACGAGAUCCUCAAAAUGCCUUUCUACUCACUCUACUACUACAGGAAGGCCCAUCAACUCAGGCCUAACGACUCGCGAAUGCUUGUAGCUCUGGGGGAAUGUUACGAGAAACUGUCUCAGCAAGUUGAGGCCAAAAAGUGUUACUGGAGGGCUUAUUCGGUUGGGGAUGUGGAGAGAAUGGCUCUUCUAAAGCUGGCAAAGCUUCACGAGCAACUGAACGAGUCUGACGAUGCUGCACAGUGCUACAUAAUCUACAUCCAGGAUAUUUUCUCAUGUGGUGAGCAGCUGGAGCAUGCGGAGGUGAGCACCGCUCUGCGCUAUCUAGGCCAGUACUACUUCAAGAACCGACUGUACGACGAGGCGUCUCUCUGCGCUCAGCGCUGCUGCGACUACAACGACGCGCGAGAGGAAGGCAAGGCUUUGUUAAGACAAAUCUCUGCGGUGCGGGAGCAAGGAGAGCCUUCAUCUACAGACUUGUCUUUACCCUGCGUCUUCAACCCUCUGUCCAACAACACCACUCCAGUCAGGAGAGUAUCUCCACUCGACCUGUCGUCUAUUACACCCUAACACAUCCGGGUCGCUUUUUCCACUUAGAAACUAGAUUCAAUUCUGAUGAGCUUUGUUCCCAUAUGCUACAUUGUAAAUAACUGCCUGUACAGACAAAGGUGGCCAUUGUGUUAAAUAAAAUGCUAAAACAUUGAA
Rhinichthys klamathensis goyatoka is the source of this 1898-nucleotide messenger RNA. RefSeq names its product CDC23 (cell division cycle 23, yeast, homolog) (gene cdc23). Gene Ontology annotation, biological process: cell division. Gene Ontology annotation, cellular component: anaphase-promoting complex. The record is from RefSeq and is a predicted model, not a curated record. Gene Ontology annotation, molecular function: protein binding. NCBI's taxonomy places the organism in Eukaryota, Metazoa, Chordata, Actinopteri, Cypriniformes, Leuciscidae. The coding region runs from base 24 to 1763 and encodes 579 amino acids. The transcript is spliced from 16 exons.